Messenger RNA from Paramuricea clavata, 1309 nucleotides. The record is from the annotation of a GenBank genome assembly. Lineage: Eukaryota; Metazoa; Cnidaria; Anthozoa; Malacalcyonacea; Plexauridae.
AUGGAGUACAAGUGCCGUUUCUCGUGGAUGCUGCAUGGAGCGACUGUGAAUAUUUUGACAAAGCGUGACCUUGACAACAUAUUGUCGAUUAGAAAUGAAAAUAUACAUCUAAAGAAAGCGAAAACCUCCGUUUAUGCCUUUCGAUCUCGCGAACCAAUCCAGCUACAAGGAAAAUUUGACACUGUCAUUGAAUCUAAACGACGGGUCGCAGCUGCAACUCUGUAUGCCAUGAAAGAGACACCUGAUCAGCGCUCAACCUCAAUUUUGAGUUAUCAAACUGCUCUAGAGUUAAACUUAAUAACAAUGCGUACCAAUAAGUUAUCAGAGCAACCGGAAGUAAACAGCAGUGUGUCGGAACAAAGCAGUUCAAACACAGCGAAUGACAUUAAUCAAAGCAAAAACAUGGAACGCGUUUUUACGACGGCGUUAUCCAAAAUCGUUUGAAGGAAUAGCUAGCAAACUGAAAGACCAUGAGCAGAAGAUACACAUAAACAAGGACAGUCCACCGGUAGCUCAAACAUACAGGCCACCUUAAUUUUCACUUGCGAAAGCAAGUUGAUGAAUGGAUUGAAGAAUAUAUUGGAAAAGACAUAAUUGAGCCAGUUGUAGAUGAAUGUACAGAGUGGGUUAGUGGACUUGUUGUCACACCCAAGCCAAGAAAUCCAAAGGAAGUUCGGGUAUGUGGAGAUUAUAGACAAGCCAAUAAAGCAGUCAAGAGAGAAAGGCAUCCCAUUCCAACUGUUGAAGAGCUUACGGAAAACAUGGACGGUUCCGUAAAAUAUAGUAAAGUUGAUUUGAAAGCAGGCUACCACCAAAUACCCCUUGACAAAGAAUCGCGAUCGAUUACAACUUUUACAACACAUCGAGGACUAUUUAGACAUAAGUGCAUGACUACCCUUUGGCAUUAAUGCAGCAAGUGAAAUUUUUCAAAAUGCAAUUGAAAGAGCUAUCCAAGGACUAGACGGUGUUAAAAAUAUUGCAGAUGACAUCAUUUUCUGGGGCAAUACACAACAACAACAUGCAUAUAUAUGAUCAGAGGGUAGAAGAAUUAUUUGCAAGGCUUCAAGAGAAAAUCCUUACUGUCAACCCUGAAAAAUGCCUGUUCAACCAGACAGAACUUUGGUUUUAUGGAUUGCAUUUGACAUCAAAUGGUAUCAAGGCUGAUCCGAGUAAGGUCGAUGCUAUAAAGAAUACAGCCCAACCCAGAGAUGUAAAAGAAUUGAGAAGUUUUCUCGGACUAUCCAAUUAUUGUAGCAAAUUCAUACAGAAUUACUCAACCUUAACAGCACCACUACGGGAACUACUGUAA